Molecule: messenger RNA, 609 nt
Organism: Protopolystoma xenopodis
Lineage: Eukaryota; Metazoa; Platyhelminthes; Monogenea; Polystomatidea; Polystomatidae
Source: the annotation of a GenBank genome assembly
GGUCUACCUGUCCAGCCCCAGUCUCGAGCCGUAACCACCGGACCAACAGAAAUGGUAGUUCAAUGCUGUCGGUUCCUGUGUUACUUUUGCCGCACGUCAAUGCAGAAUCAGAAGGCCAUGUUUGAACAUCUCAGUUAUAUGCUUGAAAACUCGUCCAUGCUUUUGUCUCGUCCUAGUUUACGUGGCACCUGCCCACUUGAUGUGGCCUAUUCAUCUCUGAUGGACAACAACGAACUGGCUCUGGCGCUGCGGGAGAAGCAGCUUGAAAAAAAUAUACGAAAACUUAGCAUUGGUUCAUUGGGGACAAUAAACCGAGUACUUCUUUGCACAAUCCAACUGUCCUCAUUUCCCUGCAAUCAUCCUUCAGAUUCUGCCUUAAUGUAUUGCAUGUGCAAGUAUCUUUUCUCUUGUCAAAAUCGCUAUACUCUGCAACAUUUUUUGGUGCAGAUCGCUGUUUACCUGUCGCGUUGUGGUGGCCAAUCGAAUGCAGAGCUUUUAAACAAGGGUUAUCCAGACAUUGGAUGGGAUCCUGUCGAAGGAGAACGAUUUCUUGACUUUCUUCGCUUUACGGUGUGGGUUAAUGGUGAGCCUAUUAAUCUGUUUCCUUAA